UUUAGCCUGUAGCCUGUAGCCUUGGAGAGCUAUCAGUGCAGCUCUUCUCCUUGAGCUGCGGCUUCAGACCAAACUUUGAGUCGAGUCGUUGGGACGAGGCGCAGAGGAGCAGAGGAGACCGCAGAGCACCUAAAACACCAGCGAUGACAACCAAGAAGCCGCAGAGCCUUCUCCGAGAGGCUUCCCAUCAGAUUAUAGCCGGUGGUUCCGCCGGACUGGUGGAAAUUUGCUUGAUGCACCCCCUCGACGUGGUGAAGACUAGGUUCCAGAUCCAGACAGGAACCAGCGACCCCAACAGCUACAAGAGCCUGGGCGACUGCUUCCGGACGAUCUUCCGCAACGAAGGACUUUUUGGCUUCUACAAGGGAAUCUUGCCUCCAAUUCUGGCAGAGACGCCGAAGAGGGCAGUCAAGUUUUUCACCUUUGAGCAGUACAAGAAGCUGCUGAGUUUGACCCCUUUGUCUCCUGCGCUGGCGCUGUCUGUGGCGGGGCUCGGCUCAGGCUUGACUGAGGCCGUUGUCGUCAAUCCGUUCGAGGUGGUGAAAGUCAGUCUCCAGGCCAACAGAGAUUCCUUCAAAGAGCAACCGUCCGCUUUCGCCCAAGCAAGGCGCAUAAUUAAGUCGGACGGCUUCGGACUGAAGGGCCUGAAUAAAGGAUUAACAUCAACACUGGGACGCCAUGGAGUCUUCAACAUGAUCUACUUUGGCUUCUACUUCAACGUUAAGGAUGCCUUUCCUGCCAGCCCGAAUCCUACCCUCGAGUUCCUGAGGAAGUUCGCCAUAGGCCUAGCGUCCGGGACCAUCUCCUCCUGCGUCAACAUUCCCUUCGACGUCGCCAAGAGCCGCAUCCAAGGUCCCCAGCCUGUGCCGGGAGAGAUCAAGUACCGCACCUGCUUCCAGACCAUGGCGCUGGUGUACCGCGAGGAGGGGUACCUGGCGUUAUACAAGGGGUUGGUUCCCAAGAUAAUGAGGCUUGGACCAGGUGGAGCGGUGAUGCUGCUGGUCUAUGAGUACGUGUCUGGAUGGCUUAAGAAGAACUGGUAACAAGAGGAACAAAAAAACAGAAACGAAAGUGACCGUAGUGCCUUAAAAGUUCUGCCUCACUGCCAGUACUGUUAACUGACCACGAUAAUAUGUUUUUGUUUUUUUUAAUUUUUAAUAUACAAGUUACCAAAUCAGCAUUACAGUGACAACUUCAUCCCAGACAGUUUCUCAGGAAUUAAAAAAUGUACAAAUACGUUUUUUUUUUAAUACGAUUUUAUAGACUUGGUGAAGUUGCCUUAUGAUUAUCUGCGGCGUGCGUCCUGCUACAACGUUAUUAUUUUAGCGUGUGCACUUCUCACUGGUUUAAAAGGGGCGGAGCCUAAGAGGGGACCACCGGUUCUCCUGUGCACCAAUCAGAGUUUAGCACGUAGGCCUCAAAAUCUGAUGAUAGUUGUUGUGGCGCUGCUGGGUGGAGGGUGGAGAGGUGGAGGGUGGCGGUGGGACGCUGCCAGCCAUAUCUGAUCAGAACACACCCACACCAUCCCGAUGAAGCCGGGAAGUGUGAGCUUUCCAGUAGUCCGCUCUUAAUGUUACAUAAAUAUACUCGCCAUCUAAAAGCAAUUUCAUGGGCUCUGGCGCUGAAAUGACAUAAAAGGCGACGGGGAGGCUUGUUUGCUCUGUCUAUCUGUACUUGAACGCGCUCUAGAUUAGCCUCACUUUGUGAACCAAAGCUCUCGUGAAUCACCCAUUCAUUUCAAACCUCCAGUCUUGACAGAAACUUGUCCUGAAGGAGCAGAUCUCGGCUGCAGUACGUGGAGUGACUGACAUAAAUCUGACACAGAUCGCUGCUGUGUGUCUGAAGCAAAAAACAAAACAGCUGCUUUAAUAAGAAGAAUAACAACACUGAUAUCAUUGAGGUCUAUUGCAGGUCUUUUUUUGACAUUUUAUGGUAAUAAUAUUGUGUUAAUUUGAGUUUUUUUUAUGUCAGUUUUUAAGCUUUUGGAAAGUUACUUGCUUGUACUGGUGACAAUUAAAAAGGGAUAAAGAAACA
Mugil cephalus (flathead mullet) is the source of this 2034-nucleotide messenger RNA. RefSeq names its product solute carrier family 25 member 21 (gene slc25a21). The transcript is spliced from 11 exons. Lineage: Eukaryota; Metazoa; Chordata; Actinopteri; Mugiliformes; Mugilidae. The record is from RefSeq and is a predicted model, not a curated record. Bases 144 to 1043 code for a protein of 299 amino acids.